AUGGAGACCGAAGCAUACCACGUGAACCCCGAAACCAGUGGUGACUGGGUGGGGACGGUGGCCAGCCUGGGAGCGGUGGUGGGCCUUAAUGGGGGUGUGGGACGAGGAGGAGGAGGGGCAGGGGGAGGAGGAGGAGGGGGAGGGGGGGGCUCGACUAGCACCUCCGCCUCCUGGCACAUGCCCUACCCGCUGGGCUUCCAGGUGUCCCUGACGGCGCUGCUGAUGGUCGAGCUGGUGCUGGGCUUCAGCAGCAACCUGACGGUGCUGGUGCUGUACUGCUCCCAGUCCGACCUGGUGCACUCCGUCAGCAACCUGGUGACGGCCAACCUGCACGUGCUGGACGUGGCGCUGUGCGUGUUGUGCCUGCCCCUCACCCUGGUCAUCGUCCUCCUCCCCCCGGGGCCCAACUUCGCCACGCUCUGCUGCUUCCACGAGGCGUGCGUCACCUUCGCCAGCAUCGCCACCGCCAUCAACAUCCUGGUCAUCAGCCUGGACCGCUACGACAUCUCGGUGCGGCCCGUCAACCGGCUGCUGACCACGCGCCGGGCACUGCUGCUGCUGGCCGGCGUCUGGCUGACCUCCGUGGCCGUGUUCUUCAUCCCCUUCCUGGAGGUGCGGUUCUUCAGCCCGGGAGGGGAUGCGGAGGGCGACCCGGCGGGGACACACUCGACGUCCUCGUCGUCCUCGUCUUCUAACCACACGCUGCUGUGUGUGGGGGGAGAGGCCUACCACACGGGCCUCGGGAUGUACUACCACCUGGUGCUGCAGGUGCCCAUCUUCUUCGCCACGCUGGCGGUGAUGCUGUUCACCUACUCCCGCAUCCUGAAGGCCCUGAACAUCCGCAUCGGCUCCCACAUCAGGACGGGCGGCCGCUUCCGGGGCCCCGACUGCAGGGGCCGCCGUAAGAAGCCGACGGCGAGAGGAGCGGCGGACGGCGGUGAGGGGGGGAGGGGGGAGAGGUGCACCGCCGACGGCUCAAAGCAGCUCAGCCACCCCCCCCUCAUCCAGUCCUCCUCCCCCACGCCGACGGCCACCUCCCCGCCGGCGCUGUCCUCCUCCGUCAGUCUGGUGGCCCCCCCCCAGCGGGGGGGGGGCACCAGACUGACGGGGGGGGGACCUGCCGCCGCCCCUGGCCCCGCCCCCCUCGGCGUCCAGGCCUCGGUGUCCGCCAUCAUGGCCCUGCGGCGGGCGGUGAGGCGCCACAGGGACCGGCGGGAGCGCCAGCGCCACGUCUUCAAGAUGUCCCUGGUCAUCAUCAGCACCUACCUGGGCUGCUGGGCGCCGCUGACGCUCGUCAACGUGCUGAUCCUGGCGGCGGGGCCCGGCGACGGCCUGGUCAGCGCGCGCCUGUGGUGCCUGGCGCUGGCCUACGGCACCACCGUCUCCCACCCGCUGCUGUACGCCUUCACCCGGCAGACCCUGCGGCGGGCGCUGCGGGCCAAGGUGAAGAAGCGGGUGGUGUCCCUGCUGCAGGUGGACCCGUCGCCGGGCGGCACCGUCAUCCACAACUCCUGGGUGGAGAACAAGAAGAGCGGGAGGCAGGUGCACCUGGAGGCCAGCGAGGCCACCGACCGCUGCCUGGCGGAGGUGUGA
Messenger RNA from Gadus chalcogrammus (walleye pollock), 1593 nucleotides. RefSeq names its product G-protein coupled receptor 22-like. Lineage: Eukaryota; Metazoa; Chordata; Actinopteri; Gadiformes; Gadidae. Gene Ontology annotation, molecular function: peptide binding; G protein-coupled receptor activity. The coding region runs from base 1 to 1593 and encodes 530 amino acids. The record is from RefSeq and is a predicted model, not a curated record. The transcript has a single exon. Gene Ontology annotation, cellular component: membrane. Gene Ontology annotation, biological process: G protein-coupled receptor signaling pathway.